UCCCAGGACAACAUAUCUCUGCAGCGAGAGCACGUCACUACUACACUCACCAGAUGCAUUCAAUUGACUACACAGCCAGGUAGACUUCACAGAAGAUGCUCGACGAACUCCCCUUUGAGCUCCUCUCCCACAUCUACUCCUAUCUCGACACUGCUCAGUCCGUUUCCCAUGUCUCAAGCACCUGUCGCCGUCUCCACAACUUCUCUACAAAAGAAGGAUGGAAGAUCUUCCUCCGCACACGGUUUCCCUCGCUCCCAACGCCCGCCCUGCCCAACGACUACAGGGAGGCUGCCCACGGGCUGACUACGCUCUCUCGCAAUUGGGACCGCAAAGGCUUCGUCGCCCGAUAUCUUGAACCGGCAGGCAGCAUUACUAGUCUUCCAACUUGGGAGCAGGUUCCGCGCUGGCAGCACCCGGAUGGACAGACAAUUGGGUAUCAGCCCUGUAUAGACAGCUACGAGGACUGGACUAGCGGCGACUGGAGCUCGAGGAAGCAGGUCUUAACUUGGUGUGCUGGGACUGAACUGCUCGUCCGAGCGAAGAAUACUGGACGUGACAUACAGGAGUUCUAUGACACUGCCAGUCCAGACGAUCGCAAUUUCUAUUUCGAUCAAUACAAGCACCUCGCUGCAUGGUUCAGAUACGGGAUUCCUGGCGGUAUGGAAGGGCGAGAUGAUAUCACUUCAUUGCAUCUGAUUAGGCCAUAUCAGAAAGCACCCGGAGCCGAGCAUAUAGAAAGCAUCGUGUUUGCAACAGCAGAUGGUGUGCUUCAAAGACUCAACAUUGGGUUGAACGGAGGUCGCACCUCGAGUAUACAGUCCUAUACGACAGAUGGUAUUAUGAUCCACUGCACAUCUCUCUCGCCAUCUAUCUCGCCCCUUCUAGCAGCAGACUCAGGCGUGUCUGGAAUCGCGUUGUAUCCGAUGCAUCAAGAGAACCAGACCGAGUCCCUCUCCGCUUUCAGCCAGAUCGACAUACUUCCAGAAGUAGUCACUCUCAAAGGUUUCAGUAUCUGGGGACUCAAUUUCUUGUCAGAGGAUAAGCUAGGAGUUGGGGUUGGACCAUCGACUGAGCCGUUCCGCAUCCUCGAGGUUUCUCCUGCAGGAUUAGUCAAGGACCCCAUCCGAAGCUACCAAUUCGAAAGGCCAGAAGAUUCACAUCGCCUGGAUGGCCCACCCGGAGCUCCUGUGGAAGUCUCAACAUACUCGGUCAUCCCUCUACCGCCAUCGUCACAAGGUGGCCGUAGCUCUGGGGAGGUCUUCCUCACAGGUGACAACAGUGGCACCAUUCGCCUCCACGACUUGCGUUCUCCCUCGUCAUCUGAAUGCAGCUAUUGGGACACCGCAAACGAUUCCACCAUCUAUGCACUCCAAACCCAAGGUCGGGAAAGAAUUGUUGCAGGUACGGGCCGACAUACUACCGUUAUGGUCUACGAUUUGCGCGUUUCUGGAGGUCGAGCCUACCACAACAUCGAGGUCCCACCAUCAACACAGCGUCACUACAACACUCGUCAUCCUAGAGCCACCAAGCCAAAGGUGGAGAAGAAGUCCGAUGCCCACUACAACUGGAACGUGUUCCUGAACCCACGCGGCGUCAACCAGUUCCGAGCCCAACAUGGCCGACGAUCUCACAACAACCGGUACGAACGCGACUCUCCAGUCUACACCCUGUCCCUGCCGUCCCCAAGCUCGCCUACCCUCUUUGCCGGCGUAGAAGAUGCAGUAAUUCAGCUUGAUUUCACCGGAAUCCUGGACGCGCACCCAGACCCCGUCUUUGCGUCCACAAUAGAGAGGACCCAGCGUGGGGAGAUCAGCGUGAAAAAGAGCUGGAAUCCUAGAGGCGACGUGAUGAACUUCGGAAUGUACGACAAGACGGACGAGAACGCGCUCGGUAUGAACCUUUGGGUGCAGGCAGGCGUAGGCCUGUACAAGGGAACGGCUACGGGGUUGGACGAUAGGUGGAGGGAUCCGAGCCAAGUAGACCCUCUGCCUCAAAGAAGCAACAGGAGUGACACGACGAGCGGCACGUGGCGUGGUGAGUAGUAGAGGUUUUGUUAGAAGAAGUCGUCGGGAAAAGGGUCAUAGAUAGUGGAUAUGUCGUUCUUUGACCGUAAAGUGUACUUGACGAAAUAUCCACAUGAAUGCCUAAUGUUUAAUGAAUUUCAGUAAUUUACAUUUGUUCCUCACAUGCCACACUGUGUAACACACUGUAAAAUGAUCACAU
Molecule: messenger RNA, 2223 nt
Organism: Mytilinidion resinicola
Lineage: Eukaryota; Fungi; Ascomycota; Dothideomycetes; Mytilinidiales; Mytilinidiaceae
Exons: 2
Coding region: 96-2042 (648 amino acids)
Molecular function (GO): protein binding
Source: RefSeq, a predicted model, not a curated record